Centruroides sculpturatus (bark scorpion) is the source of this 1924-nucleotide messenger RNA. It is a transcript of the gene Coq6, whose product is annotated as ubiquinone biosynthesis monooxygenase COQ6, mitochondrial-like. The record is from RefSeq and is a predicted model, not a curated record. Gene Ontology annotation, cellular component: mitochondrion. NCBI's taxonomy places the organism in Eukaryota, Metazoa, Arthropoda, Arachnida, Scorpiones, Buthidae. Bases 199 to 1632 code for a protein of 477 amino acids. Gene Ontology annotation, molecular function: FAD binding; 2-octaprenyl-6-methoxyphenol hydroxylase activity; oxidoreductase activity, acting on paired donors, with incorporation or reduction of molecular oxygen, NAD(P)H as one donor, and incorporation of one atom of oxygen. Gene Ontology annotation, biological process: ubiquinone biosynthetic process. The transcript has 14 exons.
UGUUUCUACGUGGCAGUAUGUUAAGAGGAUUUAAAUUUGUAAAAUAAUAACAUUUUCAUUUGCUAAAUUGUAGGAAGACGCCGAGUCAAAUGUCUGUGUCAAUACUUAAAUUUAUUUCAUACAGUAGUCUAAUCAUGUUUACUCCUUUUAAUUUAACUACUUUAGUUAAUAGGAGUAAAUUAGUAAAGGAUUAAAAUUAUGAUGGCUGCCUCCAUGCGUCUGAAUACGAGAAGUUUGUCGAGAUUGAAAUUAUAUUUAAAACGUAAUAAAUUCUCCGGAAUUUUAAGAUUUUUGACUACGGAGUCUCGCGAAGAUACGGAAUCCGAAUGGGACAUGGUCAUUUCGGGAGGAGGUUUAGUGGGAUGUGCCAUGGCCUGUUCCAUAGGACACGAAAAAAUGUUUUCGGAGAAGAAAACUCUGCUGUUAGAAAGCUCUCCGCCUCUUACAUUUGCUUCACUCACCGAAAAAUACAGCAAUAGAGUCUUUGCACUGACUCCAGGAACUAGAAGUCUGUUUGAAAGAUUUAAUGCUUGGGAAAUCAUCAAAAAUUUAAGAUACAAAGAAGUCAAGAGAUUGCAGGUUUGGGAAAAUUGUUCGGAUGCUGCUAUUGCAUUCCAACACCCGGAAUUUCGGUUGGACGUCGCUUACGUCGUGGAAAAUGACGUCAUUCUUCGGGCCCUCCACGAGAAAAUGAAAGAUGCCAAAAACUCGCUAACGGUUUUCAACAACACGAAAGUGACGAAGAUCGAAUCGCCCAGAGUGGGUGCCACGAACUGGGAGGAAGACUGGGUGAAGUUGGAACUGGAAGACGGAAGAAAAAUAAAGACAAAGUUGCUAAUUGGUGCCGAUGGAGUAAAUUCGUUUGUUCGCAAUGCAAUGAACAUCAAGUACAUUAAAUGGAAUUAUAAUCAGAGAGCCAUCGUCGCAACUCUGAAACUUUCGGAGCCUUGCGAAAAUAACGUGGCGUGGCAGAGAUUCCUAUCCACCGGCCCCGUCGCUCUACUUCCCUUGACCGACACACACUCCUCGCUCGUAUGGUCGGCAACGUCUCCGAUGGCUCACAAACUUAUGAAGACAUCCGACGAGGAAUUUGUAAAUGAACUGAAUAUGAAACUGUGGGACGAAAGCGAAAAAAACCGAACGGUGGAAUCCGUGUUGUCUUUCGUAAACGGUGCCAUGUCUACAUUCUGCCCGGCAAAGGGAAAUUUACGCCAGCUUCCACCAAGCAUCGCCGAAGUGGAAGAAGGUAGUCGCGCCUGCUUUCCUCUUGGUUUCGGUCACGCGUCCGAGUACGCUGUCCCAAGGAUAGUUCUAAUAGGAGAUGCAGCGCACAGAAUACACCCGUUGGCCGGACAGGGCGUGAAUCUGGGAUUCGGCGACGUUCGGUGUCUGACCGAAGUACUCUCAGAGUGCAUUUCCGUCGGUGGAGAUAUAGGUUGCCUAAGCACCUUACAGGAGUAUGAACGUCUGAGGCAGAGACACAUAAUGCCAACGAUGGCGGCUAUCGAAGGGCUACAUCGAUUAUAUUCUACGAAUCUUAUGCCCGUAGUGUUGCUACGGAGUGUGGGACUCUUAUUAACCGACGGGCUGGGGCCCAUCAAAGAAAGAAUAAUUGCUCACGCAUCACUGUAGAUAUUUUAGUUGUCUACCAAGAAUAAGAUACAAAAAGAAUUUUGUACGAAGUUUGUUUUUAUAAAUAUAUUUAUGUAUUAUUCAAAAUACAUUUUGUUUUACAGUUUGCAAGAAAUAACAUUGUUAUAUCCUUCUGAAAAAAUUGAGACAGCACUGUCAAAAUGUUUAAUGUCUCUGUGGAGGAAACCAACAUCGUGUAUACUUUCUAUAGCUCUUAGGAUCUGUAGUCCUAAACGCAAUGUAGUGCUUAAGCUGAAGGCACCACGAGGCUGGCUUCGUCGCAGUUCUGCCA